Messenger RNA from Lepisosteus oculatus (spotted gar), 3558 nucleotides. It is a transcript of the gene fsd1l, whose product is annotated as fibronectin type III and SPRY domain containing 1-like. NCBI's taxonomy places the organism in Eukaryota, Metazoa, Chordata, Actinopteri, Semionotiformes, Lepisosteidae. The record is from RefSeq and is a predicted model, not a curated record. Gene Ontology annotation, molecular function: protein binding.
UCACUGCGCAUGUCCAUGGAGCUCCGCCUUGUUCAGCACAGAUAACAUCGUCUUCAUCACUGAGAAACUUGUCCCCUUCAUAAACUGUAUCGCGAUCUUUCUCUUUGGUACUCACCCAUCCUCAGUAUGGACUCCCAAAAAGAGGCCCUACAAAGGAUAAUCACCACACUGGCCAACAAAAAUGAAGAGCUCCAUAAUUUCAUUGACACCGUGAGCCACACACUCAAAGGCGUGCAGAAUAACUCUUCAAAAGUGAUUUCAGACCUCGAAGAAGAGUUUGAUAGUCUGUAUUCUGUAUUGGAUGAGAUGAAGGAGAGUAUGACCAACACAAUCAAACAGGAACAGGCAAGGAAAACACAAGAACUUCAGAAUCAGCUCACCCAAAGUACCAGUGCUUUGGAAAGCUCAGAAGAGCUGCUGGAGUUCGCCAACACAGCUCUGGACAUCAAAGAUUCUGAGGAGUUUGCAAAGGCUGCCAAACAGAUCAAGGAUAGAGUGACGAUGGCUCCGGCUUUCCGUUUGACAAUGAAGCCCAAAGCCACCGAUAACAUGACGCAUCUAAUGGCGGACUUCUCCCAGGAAAGACGGAUCAUCCAGGGCCUCAGGUUCCUGCCAGUUCCAAGAGCUCCUGAGAUUGAUGUUGCAGACUGUGUGGUUGCCGACAACUCGGUCACAGUAUGCUGGCGAAUGCCAGAGGAGGACAACAAGAUCGAUCACUACAUUUUGGAAUACAGGAAGACCAACCAUGAAGGGCUUCCCCGAGUCAAAGAUGAGCGAUGCUGGGAGGUGCUGGACAACAUCAGAAGCACAGAGUAUUCAUUAACGGGUUUAAAGUUUGACUCCAAGUACAUGAACUUCCGAGUGCGAGCCUGCAACAAAGCAGCAGCUGGAGAUCACUCUGACCCUGUCACACUGGAGACCAGGGCUUUUAACUUCAGCUUAGACUCUACCUGCUCACACCUCAACCUGAAGGUGGAAGACAGCUGUGUAGAGUGGGAUCCAGCAGGGGGCAAAGGCCAAGAAAGCAAAAUAAAGGGCAAGGAGAACAAGGGCAGCGGCCAUGUUACCAAUCUGAAGAACACGUCAAGAAGUGGUACCCCAUCUCCCAAACGGACAUCAACCACACGGCCGCCACCAGUUCGAGGAAGCAGAGAUCGUUUUACUGGGGAAUCGUACACCGUUUUGGGUGACAGCAGUAUAGAGUCUGGACAGCACUACUGGGAAGUGAAAGCUCAAAAGGACUGCAAGUCCUACAGUGUGGGUGUUGCCUACAGAAACCUGGGGAAGUUUGACCAGCUAGGCAAGACCAACACGUCUUGGUGUAUCCAUGUCAACAACUGGCUGCAGGCGACCUUUGCAGCCAAGCACAACAACAAGGCCAAGAGCCUGGAGGUAGCGGUGCCAGACCGAAUUGGAGUCUACUGCGAUUUUGAUGGAGGUCAGCUCUCCUUCUACAAUGCAGAUAGUAAGCAGUUACUUCACACAUUCAAAACGAAGUUCACCCAGUCCAUUGUACCAGCCUUCAUGGUGUGGUGCGGCGGGCUCACGGUGUCCACGGGCCUGCAGGUCCCGAGCGCAGUGAAGUGCUUUCAGAAGGCCGAGAACGGGCUGGGCGGCUCCGCCAGCAGCCUCAACAGUGUGCCCCAGUAGCCAGAGCAGCCGGAGAGUCUGUCGCUUCCUACGCGAGUGUGCUCUUCCCGAUGGCUCCCGAAGAGAAGACCCACGAUGAAUGAACCCAGGGAGGCCCUGAGGACUGGCCCAGAUCUGCUGCUGUCGAGGCCCGGCUGCCUUCGCUUCCAUCUCACUGAAACCUAUUAGGAGACUUUUAUUUGUUUUGGAAUUUUACUGGGAAUGCUAGAGACAUAAUCGGGGAACAGUUGAGUGCACCUCUUUGUUCCUGUUUAGUUUGAACACUGAUUUUAAGCCUAAAUGAUCAGGUGCAUUCUGGAAUAAGAUAAGCCUGUUCAGUUGCAAUGUUCACUGUGAGAACUGACACAUGGUGAAGUCUGAGGAUUUUUAGAAUUUUUUUGGGUGUAUGAAUAUAGGUGAGUAUGUGUGUGUGUGUUUGUUUGAGAGUGUGAAUCCUUUUGUAAUGAGACUAGGAAUCUUUCUUUCCUGGUCGUGUACUGAACACAAUUUUAGCACACCACGUAAAUAAUUACCUGCAUUACUGGCUGAGCUGCAUUGCAGUCUUUAUAUGUGAACUGGAAAAAUGUAAUCAAAAUGAUGGAAAAAUGCUUUACUUCUGUAUUUGAGAUUUAUAUAUUGUGCUGCUCUUAUGCACUUCUUUCUUAAAGUCUUUACUUUCCUCUGCCUCAAUUAUGUAGCUGAAGGAGACUAUACCUCCUCAGAGUGCAUGUGGGCCAUAAAAUUUGAUACUGAUGGGUUUUCCACAGUCGCUGUAAUCGUGGGUCAUGGGUUAUAAACAGUCUCUCAGAUCCUUCCUGUUCCUCUAUGAUUUUCACACGAUCCUGUAUUUGAAGUUCAGCAGAAAGUAUACCUAGGUAGACUCCUUCAAUCAUAGGCUGUAGUUACCCAACUGAUUCUUAAAUAUCUAAGGUUCUAAAGCAGUAUCCUCUGUGUGAAAAUAUUUUAUAAUUCCUGUACUUUUUCAGAUAUUAGUUCAAGAGGACCCAAAAGAACAUUAUAAUUCCAUACUGGUCUUUUUUUGCAGAAAAAAAGACCUACAUAGGUAAUGAUUAUGAUUUUGCUAUCUGCUGCCCCCAGGUGUGAACGCACAAGAACUGCAAUAGAAAUACUGCUUACAGGAGAUCAACAUAAGUGAAAAUAAAGCUCUCGGUAACAAAGUGAUCUCCCGUCCUUUCUUUCUGCUGUAGAGUUUAUACAGUUGAUUUUUUUGACAGACUUACAUGCAAGAAAGUAAAGGUAUUAAUAUAAAAUGACCAAUAAACCUAAGUGGUUUCAAGAAAUGGAGGUUCUUUCUCAGAGUCCCUUUUCUGUUGAAUUCUGAAAAAAUCAUCUGAAGAAUUCGGAGGUUCCCCAUAACCAUGUCGAAAUACCUAAUACUCUAGAUAAACAAACAAAUGUAUCUACAACUCUUAAAGGCAGAGCUGAGUCUUUCAGUGCACUAAAGCAUAAUGCAAGGAAAAAUGUGAAGCUUUGAACAUGAGCCAAAAAAACAACUGUUAACCUUUAAGCUGGGAUUAUCAAGUCAGCAUGUUUAAAAUAAACCUUUAAACAUGCACGAGUGAUCGACUCACUUCAUUAUACAGUAUACAUUUAUAAUGAUGUUGUAAUAGGCACGUUUUAACAGAUGGCCUAAGUAUUCUGAUGAUGAGAAUGGUAAUCUUCAAUAUUGCUUGGGGGCAGGGACUCCACUGGUCACUUCUCAAAACCUCUUCCUCAAUGUUUACACGUGUUGGUGGAGUUGUUUUCUUCCCUCUCACUUCAGGAAAUGAAUACUUGUAACACUGUGCAAGAAUGUUUAAAUCCAAUGAAGACCUGAGUAGAAUUUUUUUUCAAUUCUUAUUCUUAAUGCUGUACAGUGAUCUAUUGUAUAAAUAAAGUUCAAGUUUCUGUUUUAGUUUGAAAUUUUAA